Messenger RNA from Caenorhabditis auriculariae, 1313 nucleotides. The record is from the annotation of a GenBank genome assembly. NCBI's taxonomy places the organism in Eukaryota, Metazoa, Nematoda, Chromadorea, Rhabditida, Rhabditidae.
AUGCCAUUACUAACCUGUGAAACUGAAAGAAGCGAAACCUGGGUCAAUUUCGCUGAUGGCCUGCCAUGUGUUCUCGGAAUCGACGAAGCGGGAAGAGGUUUUACUUUUUUUUUUCCUCACGUUGUCUUUUAUUAUUUCAUUCUUUAGGUCCUGUUCUUGGCCCAAUGGUUUACGGAGCUGCGAUUUCUCCGCUCGACAAGUUCAAUGAACUGAAAAACUUAGGCGUAGCGGAUUCGAAAGCAUUAACUGAGCAGAAGCGUGAUGAUAUCUUCGAGAAAAUGAACAAUGACGACGAAACAAAACAGGUUUUCGCUCAUUAUUAUUCUUUGACACCACCGUAAAAAUUAUCAGGUUGUAGCUUAUGCUGUUCGGUGUCUUUCUGCUCAGUUAAUUAGUGCUUCGAUGUUGAAAAGAUGUAAAUAUUCCCUGAAUGAAGUUUCUCACGAAGCCGCCAUAACUUUGAUCCGUGAUGCAUUGGAUUCUAAAGUCAACGUCGUAGAGGUUUUUUUUCAUAAUUUCUUCUUCUCAUAAAAAAAAACUGUUCAGAUAAAAGUUGAUACUGUUGGCCCCAAAGCGACUUAUCAAGCGAAAUUGGAGAAAAUUUUUCCUGGAAUUUCUAUUACGGUAUUAUUUAAACUUGUUUUGCGUCUUUCAGUCUCCAGUUUUUUAUUUAUUUUCUCGCCAAAUCAAUACGUCAUUGAAAGACUCAGGGAUUCAGAUUUUUAAGGGUCUUAGUAGCCGCUUGACAUUCAAAAUAUGUGCAGAUUAUAUUCAUCUGUUCUUCCUAGGAACUAAAUCAUUUAAAAAACGCAGGUGACCGAAAAGGCUGACUCUCUGUUCCCAAUCGUGAGCGCAGCUUCGAUUGCCGCCAAAGUAACGCGCGAUAGUCGGCUGAGAUCCUGGGAAUUCGCCGAGGCGAAUAUUUGUGUUCCUGCCGAGGGCUACGGUAGCGGAUAUCCUGGCGGUUUGAAAAAUUGUACAAAUUCCGGAAAAAUAAUUUUUCCCAGAUCCCAAAACCAAGAAUUUUCUGAAGAGGUGCUGUGAUCCAGCGUUCGGUUACCCGUCUUUGGUCCGGUUUUCCUGGAAAACUGCCGAAAACGCGAUGGAGAAAGGCUGUGUUUCUGUAUCCUGGUAGGUUUUUUUUCUUGAAAAAAAUUUUAGCUCCAAAUCUCAGGGAAGACGAUGAAGCUGAGAACAGGGGCAAAAACAACGGAAUGAAGAAUUGGUGUAAACCUGAAAAUCCUGAAGUGGUCCCUCCAAAACGGCACGUUUUCCUGCAGGAACGGCAACUCUCCAACGUUACUUCUUUCUAA